Messenger RNA from Coregonus sp. 'balchen', 24122 nucleotides. NCBI's taxonomy places the organism in Eukaryota, Metazoa, Chordata, Actinopteri, Salmoniformes, Salmonidae. The record is from the annotation of a GenBank genome assembly.
AUGGAGGCCAUCAAGAAGAAGAUGCUGAUGCUGAAGAUGGAUAAGGAGACUGCUCUGGAAGCGGCUGACCAGUCCGAGAUUGACAAAAAUGCAGCUGAGGAUAAGAGCAAGCAGGUGGGGACACCUAGCCUAGCUUAGGCUAGUAUUCUCAGUAGAAUUCUAGUUAGGAAGUAAUUAGGUGAUGCUAAUUCACACACAGUUGAUUAACUUUGCACGCCGAAUACCAUGCUAACACAUGUAGGCCAACAAUUGCUAAGAUGCUAACCAUACCUUGGUUAGGGGAGGUCAACUGAAGGUUAAUCUUGAGGCCUUACAAUAGAGCUCAAAUUCAAAAUGGGUCUGUUAACGCUGAAUUUAAUAUGAAUAUUUAAAAGCAAAUUUUUACUUAGAAAAGGCAAGCAACCUAUGUAUACACUAAGUGUUAUUAACAAUAAAUAACACAAAUUAUAAUAACUAUUCUUCAAGCUAAUAUAUAUUAUGGCAUAUACCAUAUUUAUUAACUAUGUGUAUGUAUAUUUUUUUUAACUCAAUGAUAACAAUAUUUAGGAAGUUCAAGGCGGAGUUGUUUGAAGAAUGCAAACAAAUUAUCUUGGUAUUUCUACCGAAACGUAGAAAAAAAUAUCCAAAUGACAAAUCCAAGUUUGACAGCCAGGAGCCUUUAUAAAGUCCUAAACUUAAUUGACAGACAGUCACAGGAAAAGACAAAGAGAGACAUUAUAUCCAUUAUAUAGCUCCAUAAAACUAUAAUAAGACUGUGCGUGUGGGCAUUCUUCUUGACAGUGACAGCUGUCCUCCUGUCCCCAAGUUGGAAUCCAACAGUAGGGUUGGGAACAACGACAAGGACAGACAAUAGUUUUACACAGCAGGCCAGGGACGAAGGCUGAGAGCCUUGGGAUAUUAAUACCCACAAGGCUUUGACACUGUAACCCCUCAACACAUUCAUUCGGCUACUCAUACUUGUGGAUGUUUGGGAUCAAUUCCUCAUCAAAGGCGACCAAUCAUUAUUUAUAACAUUCCAAAAUAGUCUUGUUCACUAAGCAAUGAACCGUACCCUGAAAUAUGUGAUACCUAACAUGAUUGUGUGCUCUAAUCUCCCAAUGACUUCAAUGAACAGUUUUGUCCUAUGGAAAUAUGUUUUUGGAAACCUUGUGAUGUUGACCUCUCCUUCUCACGUCUUGCUGCUGUAUGUGUGGUUCUUUCCACUCUGUAGCCUGGUCUUCACAUGUCCUGGCUUGUCUUACUCUGAGUUUCUUCCCUUCAACCAUCCUCUCAUACUGUCUCUCCCUCGCUCUAUUGUCCUCUCCUCACUGUCUCUCCAUUUCCUCUCUUUCUGCCUGUUUGUCUCUCUCUUUCCCACUCCUCCCUGUCUGUUGUUCUUUCCCUCUGUCAGCAUGACGAUGCGUUGAUCCAGAUGCAGAAGAAGCUGAAGGGGACUGAGGAUGAGCUGGACAAAUACUCUGAGGCCUUGAAGGAUGCCCAGGAGAAGCUGGAGGUUGCAGACAAGAAAGCUGCAGAUGUAAGUUCCGUCGGCACACCAAACAGCACACCACACAAACUGCUCUCUCACACCCACACAUACAAACAAGGCCUCUUUUCCCAUCAUAUUAGUUUCCACACACACAGCUCAGCCCUCAGGCCCAUACCCUUUCUCUACCUUCUUUUGAUCCCUCUAUUCCUAUCUGUCCCAUGACAAUGAUUAAAUGGUUUUGUCAGGGAAGUACUUCCCUGAUAUAGCACAUCCACAUGCCGCACUAAUAGUUUGCCUUGUUAUGGCAAAGCCCUGAGAAGGCUCUCUCUCCCAUGCCAAAAUACCAUGGGGUUUAAAACAGGAGAGGUCAGAAUGGUAGGGGUGGAGGAAGGGGGGGGGGGGGGGGGGUUGCAAAGCCCAUGUCUACACAGACACUGUCAUAAACACAAUGCUGUCAAACCCCCCUGCUGGUCCAUACCAUGUGGUAGAUAGGCCCUGAAGAAGAAAAGCAGUAAGAGUCCUUAAGAGGAACCAGAAUCCUCAGUGAGGAUAAACAUAACAACAUCUAUGCCCUGGCUCGUGUGGCAUCUCAGAGGUGGCAGACACUCUAAUAGCAUGGUGUCAUGACUUGUGGUCUCAGUUGCCAAGACAGAAUAUCCCUUCAGUCUUUAGUUAGUCUCAAGGGUCAGAGCCACAACAAGACACGUCAGUGAGGCAGGAGACAUCCACAGUCAGGUGGAGAGAUCUACAUGUACUGUGGGGCCAUUACAAACCCUGGCUUGUGGCAUUCUGUAACCACACAACACAAAACAAAAUGGCCAUCCAGGGUCUGCCAUAAAAUAUAUACUGCUCACCCUCCUCCUGCAACCCACCACCCCCUGCAGUGCCAUUUCAGUGCAAAGCCUCUUGGCAUCCAAGAAGGGGUGAAAUUGAUUUAGACAGGGUGUCACUCUGCAUAGCCAGCUGGCUACUAGCCCCCCCGGCAGCCAAUGGGGGAUUAGUGCUAAUAGUGUCGCCAUGUCACUGCUGUUAUUCCCCCUGUCAUCAUUGUGUUCCCGUUGACUUGGGAGAGUGUAGUGGGGACGAUUAAUAUCGUUCCACCUUCAAACUACUCCCAGACUGGUGUAAUCGACUGUGGAGUCCUGGGGUGUCCACUGCUCCAUUACUGAGGAUUAGGGACGCUUGUCAAACGAUUGGCUUGCUCUUUGUUGAGAUAAUAUUUCCUGGAACAUUGUAUUGGGAGACGUGUGGGUGGCACAAAUUACUUUCUCUUCUAAUGGAGUUGCUAGUGUUUCCUGAUCCUUAAUUAAAUGACAAGAGACUUAAGAAACAGGCAAGACAUCAACUGCAGUCUUAUUUUUGACAUUGCACUGUUCGGUUAGAGUUACAAAGGCAGAGCAAAAUAACUCAUACAGUAUCCAAUUAUCAUUUGAUUAUUUAAUUAAUUUAAAUCAUAACUUACGUUUAAAAUAAAAUGUAACGCCACUCGUGAUUCAUUAUUAAUUGGACUUUGAAUUAAAGGAUCCUGGGCGAGAGGAGAUAUCGUCAUAUUCAUCAUCUCCUCAAGCCCAGGUAGCGGUUCAGCCAAAGUCUGGCUAGUAUGUGUUAACACAGGGACAUCUAGUGGUAAGACAAGCCAUUCUCACGUCCACAUACAACUUGACAAUAACGCUUGUCCAUGGACAGCCCCCAUGGACCAUGGUGCACAUUUCUGGAUACAUUGGGGAAAAGAGCAGUAAUACGCAACUUAAGCCAUCGCACAUCUAUUGAAUACCAGGGAAUUAAUCUUUACAUACACUAAAACCAUCACGUACAACAUUUUUAUUCCGCAAGAUGUGUCAACUGAGCAUGGGCUAAAAGCAAGGGUCUCAAGCCAACACAUUUCACAAUUAGCCAAAGCAUUACACGGCAGUAUGCAUCUUCUUUAUGCUAAAUCAAAACCACUCACUGCUCUCCAGUCCAGAUAAUGACCUGGCCAGUUGGCAUAUGCAGCUUGGACAGAUGGCCCUGUGAGCUGAAGGCAGCUAGCCAAGAGUUCCAUGACAAUGCACUGCAGACAGGACCUAGACCUAUAGUGACACAAGUAAUACAUGAAAAAUAAAGAUAUUGCUUCAGCUGAACCUUAUUACUACCCACUGGGCACACUGGUUGAAUCAACGUUGUUUCCAUGUCAUUUCAAUGAAAUUACGUUCUACCAACGUGGAAUAGACAGAUGUUGGAAUUGAUGUCUGUGCUUAGUGUGUGUGUUGCAGCCUGGUCUCAUAGACUAGACGUAACAUAGUAAUAGUAAAUCAAAGACACUCAAAUUAAUAUGAUAUGUUACAUUUGGUAUGGUUACAUAAGACAGAUGGUUACUUAAAGAAAAAACGAAAGUAAGGUGGUUGGUCGGGGUGGUUGCGAGUUCAAAUCUCAUCACAAACAAAUUUAUAAUUUGAGGUAAUUAGCAACUUUUUAACUAUUUACUACUUUUGAGCUACUUUUCUACUACUUAGCAUGUUAGCUAACCCUUCCCCUAACCCUACCCCUUUUUAGCUAACCCUUCCCCUAACCUUAACCCUUUUAGCUAAUUCUUCCCCCAACCCUAACCUUAACCCUUUAACCUAACUCCUAAACAUAACCCUAACCCGUAGCCUAGUUAAUGUUACCCAGCUACCUAACGUUAGCCACCUAUCUAGAAUUUGUAACAUAUCAUAAGUUUAGCAAAUUCGUAACAUAUUGUACUUUUUGCAAAUUCGAAAAACAUAUUGAAUGUUUUGCAAAUUCGUAACAUAUUUUACAUUUUUCUAAUUUGUAACAUGUAAUACAAAUUGUAAUUCGUAAUAUAUCAUGCGAAAUGGGUGAUGGACAUCCAUAAAUUAAUACAUACCAUACGAAACGUAACGUUUCAUACUAAUCUAGUGUCUCGGAUUUACGUACAUAAUAAUACGAAAUGUUUUGAGACCAGGUUGAGCUACUAGCUAGCUCUAAAUAUGACAAUUGAUUUGUUUACUGUUUCAUUGUCUUUGCGGUGGGGAACUUUAUUGCGUUAUCAUUUGGAAAAAGUCAAAAUGAUUCAGGUGGCGGGAAUAUAUAAUGCGUUAGUUCCCCUUUGACAGGGCGGAGUAGACCGGAAGCGUGCUGUCUGUUGAAAUAAGGAAGAGAAGAGAACAAGGCAACUCAGCAGUGGAGGGAAAGAGAGAGAGACCGAACAACCGUCUUCUUUGCACAGCUUGCCUCCAAAUUCGCUGCAAUUUACUUAUUCGUCUUCAAUAGACAACUGGAACCAUCGCCCAUACAUUUUGCUUAAAAGGAAAAUUCUACUUGUAUUCGUGUUGUUGGAACUGCCAUUCGAACCUAUAGCAUGUACUUUAGCCGCUAGCUAGCUAACGACGCUGUCUCACUGUCUGUCCAUUGACACAUCGAGGUGAAAACUUUGGUUUACAGUUUUUAAGCUAGUCUAAUUGAUUCAUUCGGCAUAGUUAUCAAUCUAACUACUUGGAGUUUAAUGUUUUUAUGCACAUUACAUUUGUCUGCCGUUAAGAAUUAAUUUAGACUAUUUAUAAGCUGACUUCCUACAGUGUUGAGUAACGUUAGAUUGAAAGAAACGAAGCUCUGUUCUGAUUUCCAGUUUGGACUCGUUGACGGGGCGUUGCUGUGUCUUCGGGAAAACAUCGCAUCGGGAACGACGUUUGCCAGCUUGCAACCAAUCAAACUAGAACGACUAACAUUAGCAUCCUGCACGAGCUAGUAUCAAAAACACGUUUUCAAACUUUGCAAGUUAGCUAAGUUAGCUUGCAAACUAAAUUAACUAAAGAAAAUGGCCAAUAGCAUCGAGGCAGUGAAGCGAAAAAUUAAAGUUUUGCAGCAACAGGCGGAUGAAGCCGAGGAAAGAGCCGAAAUCUUGCAAAGACAGGUUGAAGAGGAGAAGCGGUCAAGGGAACAGGUAAAGUUGAAAUAACCUUUUAGGCCUUGAAUUUAGGCCUUGAAUUAUCCAGAUGCUAGUUACAGGUCGUAGCUAGAUGCAUUGAUUUGUGAUGCUAUGGCAACUUUCUAGUACUGUUUGAACUGAACCCCCUACCAUUAGCACCUAUUUUUGUCGGUUUCUUCAGCUGGCUGGGUCUAAUAGCCUCAUAUUGGAGGUGAAAGAUGUGACAAAUUCCUGCUAAAUCAGAUAGCCAGCUAGCUGGAGUUGGGCGUCCUCAUAGAGAGAGAUAGAAGGCUCAUCAUGGCUAUAACUCGUUUUAGCAUGGACAUUGACAUUGUGUGUCAUUUUAAAGUAGUCAACUGGGUGGGGAUUCCAAUGGGUUGGGAGCAAUCAGCCAAUGAUCAGCGCAUUGUAUUCAAAUUGGAUGCAAUGGUUUGUAAAUGGCUUUAAGCUAUAACAGCCAUCUAGUGGCCUCAAUAAAUGAAUGAGACACAAGAUUUGGUUCAGGACUCCAGCACUACAGGUGGUGAUAAAACACCAAUAUUGGCUUUACACUAAAAAAAUAAUAAUAACACGAAAUAGAAAAGUGACUACUUUUUAAAUGGAUAUGGUUUCAAUAGAUGGGUUAGCUGACAACAUGACGAACGAUGUGUGCGCUUCCUUGGGGCAGAAGUCAGCAUGUUGUUAUUCUGGAUGGCCAAAUUGCUAACAAGAAUGACAAAACUGCCAUGUGGGGAGUCGUAAGUGGCUCGUUUCAGCACGUUUCAUCAUGUUCUUGAUACCAUGUCUUGUUUUGAGGUGUUUUUACUGCUUUCAUGUCAAUGCUAAUAUGGCUCAAAUUAGCUAGCUAACCAACAACUGUAACAAUGUAUUUGAGACAAAUUCUCAUUGUGUACAUUUGAUUUAUGUUUUCAAAAAACAUUGGAGACCAAAUAUAGCUUACAUGUUACAAUCUAAGCCAACCCAAUCUGUUUUGCCCCAUAGUUGUGCACUUUUGUUGCUAAGCAACCAACCCAUGCUGUCGCAAAGGCUAUAAUGGCACAGAUACAAAGAUGUGUCCUCUAUCCAUCUCUAUGGGCAUCCUGCAUUUCCAAUUAUCUUAAGAAUAAUUGUACCCGAAGGUCUUUGCGUCUUUCAUUGAUUGGAUAUGUUUUAUUUGUGCAAUGCUAAUUCCAAUAUGUUUUGCAUGAUUGAAAGUCGGUCAAAUGCUUUGAAUAGUUUGAGUUGUCCCUGCAUUUCCCUAUUCACUGGAAUUUCAAAUAUUUGCCCCUAGGCUUGGCCCUCAACAACUUGCCAAAUUCCUCAUCCUCUCUAAGCUAACUAGUAGCUAGUGAUGUAAGUGCCUGGGUUGCCACAAAGUGCAACACUUAUUGCACUCUUUAUUGCGGUUUUAUGGCGAACUACUUUGGCCCAGUCCCCAGUUGUAAUUCUCUUGUUAAAUUCUAGAUUAACCUGGUCACACACAGAUGAUACAAAGCAUAUGUUUCCGUAUGGUUUUCUCCUUUCAUCCCAUGAUAAAACUCCUACAAGACAUGCAUGUUGUCACUGAUAUGCGCUCAGUGUCUUUCUCAGGGAGGUACACAAGUGCUACUGUUAUUUGGAGCAAAACAAAUGCAACACAGUACCUGACUGGAUAUAUACGGCUAUUCCAGAGCUUUUGACUGAAAUAAAUGGCCUACACUGUGGACAGUCAUUUUUAAAUGAGAGCGUCUCUUGGACAACAGUUAUACUCUAGCACAGAGGCCCGCGCUGGAUGCGGGUGAGACCGAGUGUAAGGCUCCUGCGGAGUCAUUCUACUAUGGUGCACAGGAAGUGUGGUUGCCAACUGAUUGUGGUGGGGCCUUUUUGCCGCUGCCGUCAGAGGAAAUUACAAUGGAUGACAAAAAAAUGUUGGUUUUGAGUCGUGCUUAUAUAUAUAUAUACAUUUUAAAAAAGUGACCUAAGAGGAAGACAACCUGACAAUGAAUGUUUGGCCCUUUUCCCACAGAAUAAAUCAUCAGGCCUAGCCUGGAGGAGUUAUUUUGUAUCGUUACACCUGUCUGACUCGGCCUUCUGGAAGUCUUUCAGAAAUGCUACUACUCUUCUACAUAAGCUCCUCUGAAGACUCGGAUCAUGUUGCAUCUUGGUCAUAAGGUGUACAAACACUAAACACCACCAAGCUAACUAGAGAAACCUCAUUCUUAAGGCUAGAGCUGAAAUGUCUCUGUGCUACAGCAUUCUCCACCAUAGAGGAGUUUGAAGAUGCAUACACAUGCUCCUCACUUCCAAUAAUCUAGAAUAGUAAAUUAAUUCAUACAUCCACCACCAUAGCUGCAAAAUACCACCUCCAGAAUGUGCUUGGUCAAACAGGAAGUAGCUAACUAAUAGCACUCUUUUCAUUGGUGACAGUGAUGUUUCAAGGGUGUGAGGGAUCCGGAGGGGCCAGGGCUGUUGAGGGGGUGCUGAUUUGCAUAUCUCUAUGGCGCUGGCCUCGUGCAGGCUGUCAAACACUUGCAUGCCAGUGCCAUGGCAACCGGGUUUGUCUGUGCUCCGACAGUCGUUCUUUCAUACAGCCACAGCAGGUUGCCUUUGGUUAUUGUAUGUGUAUAGUAGGGGUAGUUAAUCAAGUGUUGCCGUAAACAUCUACAUCUGAAAGGUGCUGUGCUUUCAUUGCCCUCUUUUUUUAGUUUGGUGGUCUGUCUCAAUAUUCUAGUGUUAGAUUUACAUUGUUUUCAUCUGACAGAUGGUCUUACCCAAAGCCAUAGAUAAGAGUUUGUGGUUUCAACCUAAAAGCUUUUGAUACUCUUUGAUGACAUGAUUCCAUGGCUGUCAUGCUAGCGUCUCCUGGGCAUUAUUUGAAAAGUGGCAGCAGCAUCAUGGCGCCCAACUCUAUAGUUGGACAAACUCUUUACCCAUUUAUGAUUGGUCUCAUCCAGAUUUACUAGAUGGUACAUACAUACAAUUUAGCGACUGAACAUGGAGGUAUGACUAGUAAUAGACAGUCCAAAAGAAUGAAGUCCUAAUCCUCAAUGUACUUCGCAGUAUAUACUAAGCUGUGUCAGUGUUAGCCUCCUUCUGAUCUAUCCAUCUGGUUGUGGCUAUCUAAGGCUUAGUAAGCCUUCUAUCCAUCUCUCACUGCUCUUUCUCUGACACGCAUUAUUCCUCUGCUCCAAGGCAUGGAGAGUGAGAACAGAGCCAGGCUACUCUCUACAAGGCACUAAAACAUUUAUUCACUCCAAGUGCUUUAACCUUCCCCUCAUCCGUCUCUGUGCAUUCUCUCUUUCUCUCUCGCGCCCUUGCUUUUCCAUACCCGACCCACCCAGGGUAGGCAGCACAGUCAUCUAGGCUGGUGUGCCCAAUUAGUGCCAUUCAUGGCCAUAGAGACCACUGGCAUGUCUAACCCAUACACCAGCACAUCAAUCGGGGAGAGAUUCGCUGUGUGCAUUAAAUGUAUCCGAAUCUUAUGGUGAUCAAAUGUGACGGGUUGGUGUCCAUUACAAAGACUCUGCAACCACACACUCACACUUUCCCAGCUCUGUUCCAGUUCAUUGGAGAGUGCUGCGCUCUCACUCUCUCUCUCUCUCUCUCUCACCCACACAUACAUGCGGGCUGAGGGAGAGGUGUGUCCUUAAACAGGCCUGUGUGUGUCUGAGUAUAACUGCUGGUUGUUAUGUCCAUAGUAACUCACACUCCGCUGAGGCGCACUCUACCAGUGUGUUAUGUGAUUGUAGGCUACAUCACUCUGUAAUCCUUCUCUAUAUCAAAGGUUGAGUUGGUGUGAAAUAUCACAUAUCCUUAUUUAGUGAUUUUAAAGGUAUCGGUAUGUCAUGAUGUGCUGUCUGUGUUGGAAGAGGCCUCUCUAAAGAUGGGCUUGUAUCGGUGUGUGUCUCAAAGGGCAUUUGUGAGCUUAUGGCGUACAUUACUUCUCAAUAACCUCUCUUCUCUCUGUCCCUCUCUCUCCCCAUCCAGGCUGAGGCUGAGGUGGCCUCUCUGAACAGGCGUAUCCAGCUGGUUGAGGAGGAGUUGGACAGGGCCCAGGAGAGACUGGCCACCGCUCUGCAGAAACUGGAGGAGGCAGAGAAAGCUGCAGAUGAGAGCGAGAGGUGUGUGUGAUUUGAAGGGGUGGAGGUGGGGUGGUGUUCUCAAUCCUCACCGGGUUGCCUCACUUCCUCUGAUGCCACAUCCUGUUUCUCUAAGCGGGAGGCUUUUGACUUCCUGUCAGGGUUUUAAAGCAGAGAGGAUGUGGGACAAGGUCAUUGGUGGGUGUGAGCUGGAAGUAGCCUAUUUGAGGGAGUACCCUGUGGGUAAAUGAACAGGUUUUGUAUAUAGGCUAGGACACUUUCUCACUCUCACACACACUGCCCCCUGACCUCUUUGUAUCAGUGCCCCUCCUCCGAUCUGGCCUGCAUUAUAGGGUCCUGACACCAUAGGGAUCACAUAUCAGCAGAAGAGGAGAGCUGUAGAGGUAGUUUGCCACCAAACUAUACAGAUAUAUGCUCACCUGUGUUUCUCCUACAGUAUUUCCUGUGCAGAAAGCUAAGGCUGCAAUACACUGUAGUAUGGGAAUUGAGGUCAAAAGACUUUGGCUCUCUCAUGCCAAUCUGUCUUCCUCUCUCUACCUCCCUUUCUCUCAGGGGUAUGAAGGUGAUUGAGAACAGGGCCUCCAAGGAUGAGGAGAAGAUGGAGAUGCAGGAGAUCCAGCUGAAGGAGGCCAAGCACAUCGCUGAGGAGGCCGACCGCAAGUAUGAGGAGGUGAGCUCAUCAGACCCCCCCCCAACACACACGUCACACAUCUAGAACAAGGCUCUGAUGUGGCCUCUGAAGAAGUCUUGUAUCGCACAUCACCACUUAUUUAGUUCUCUCAUUCUCUUGCUUCCUCCUCCUCUUAUCUAUAUUUUAUUUUUCAUUUCAUUUGCUCUCUUCCUCCUCUCUCUCUACCCCUACAGGUGGCUCGUAAGCUGGUGAUCAUUGAGGGUGAUCUGGAGCGUACAGAGGAGAGGGCGGAGCUGGCCGAGGGGUGAGUCGCUUUUUCACAUACGUCACAGUGCACACACAAUCAAUCUCACUGUGCCUCUCCCCUGCAGUCAGACACUACAUCUGCUUAAGCUUGUAGCAGAACACAUAAACACUCAUCAGUUCACUCACUCUUACACUGCAGAAGUAAGUUUAAAGCCACAAUGGGUUUCAGCCACACCUUUUGCAUGGCGUUACUAAACUGGCCCCAACACGUCGGGCUGCCCGGGCUUUGCCUGACUGCAUGACGCGUUCGCUCACAUUACAGCUCUCCUCACAGCUCUCAUCACAGCAGUAGUAACUGCACACCCACUUUUAUGUCACUUUACUUUUACAUGUUUUGAAGAUUUGUUUUACUAAACAGUAAACUGGAGGUGUUUAUAAUGACAUGUUUAUCUGCUGCAUUUAGUAUGCAACAGAACGAUACUGUUACUUUUGUAAUUACCUGUAGUAUCGCUGUAAUAGGAAAUAAGUAUUCAAAUGUCUGCUAGCACUAAACUAGCAAGUUAUCAUUAGCAUAAAAGUGGGAAUGCCAUAACAGUACCAUGAUAAUAUCCAAUCUGUCCUCCCCCUCUCCCCAUACGUAUGUGCCUGUUGUGUGUGCAUGUGUCCUGGGUUUACCAUACCGACAUGUCCCUUUGUCGGUUACCAUUUUCUCUUUCCCUCCAUCUUAUGUCUUUCUCUGUCCAUUCUCUCUCUGUCCUUCUCUUUCUUUUGCUCUCUUUCUGCAUGUGCUUCCGUGUCAUGUGACCCCCACCCCCCCCCCCCUCCUACUCACUAACAGCAACGCCCGGAGGUUGGAGGAGCAGCUGAGGGGUUUCGACCAAUCACUGAAGAGCCUGCAGGCCUCUGAGGACAAGGUACCACCCCCCUUUCUCCCUGUUCUUACCAACUACAGGACACAGAAAUGGUGCCUUAUGGGGACCCUCAAAAGGUCUGACUAGGGUCUUCAUAACAGAUGUCCAUAAACACGACCCUCUGAACCAGGUUUGUGAGGACCAGGAAUGCACACAGGGAUUUUCAGUCCUCCUGCCCUCAUUAACAUAAAUUCCCGCAUUCAUCUGGCUGCAUGACUGACCGCUCUAUAGCUGCUGCUUCCGCGAUCCUUUCCCCUUCUCAUGUGUGCCCCUUUUCCCUUUUCCUUCUCUCUCAAACGCUCUGCAUACCAUCCGCAUGAAUUUACCCGGCUUUAUCGAGACCUACAGGCGCUCCAUAUUCCAAGUUUACUAAGAGUAUUUCACCACAAACAUUUUCCCUUGGUUUAUCAGUAUGAUAAGUCUAUGCUUUGUAUUGUUGGGAUAUUAUUUAGUUUGUAGCAGAAUGGUCUCGGUCCCAUUCCUCCGAGGUUAAAGUUCAUGCCUUUCUCUCCUUGUGUUUCUCUUUGUAAAUCUCUCCGUCUGUUUUCUCUAUCCCCCCACCCUCUAAUUCCCCUGUUCAUUGUCACAUGUAUUUUCCUUUCCCCCCACCUUAUUGACCUUUGUUCUCAUUUCCCUCACCUCCCUCCCUCUUCUAUCCACCCUUUUCCUCAUCCCCUAUUCCCACACCCUACUAAAAAACCCAACCCCAAAUGAACCGCAAAAAAAACUAAAAAAUACUGCAGCAAAUGUGCCGAGUUGGAGGAGGAGCUGAAAAAUGUCAGCAAUAACUUAAAGUCCCUGGAAGCCCAAGCUGAGAAGGUAGGAAGGAGGGAGGGGAAACCCUGCAUGCUUUUGGAACUGAACGUAACUGCACCCAGGCCAGUCCUGGAGACAACUACAGGUCCAUUGACCACCUAAAACCCUCCAAAGCCUUAUUGAACUGAAAUGAGGGGAAUGGAAAAUGAGUGUUGCUGGUGAAUGUCUUUAACUACAAUAUGAUGACCAUAACCCUGGAUGUUGUGAAUCAGUGCAUAACCUGAAUUUCAAAUGUUUGGUUUGCUUUAAGGGAUAAACUUAACUUAGUAUUUUUUUAAUCUGUAAUGUUUUAAUAAGCAUGUGUACUGGUAUAUGUUACAAAAUGCUUGACUGUAGUCUAUAAUGCCACGUGUCAUCACCAACAACUUCAUUUAUCAAAGUAGCUGCAGACCUGUUUGCCUUGUAACAGUGUCUGGCAUUGCGUCCCGCCCACAGCCUCAGCAAGUCAGUUGCGUUUCAGACAUGCCCCAGUAACCACAUGCAUGUGCAACAUAAGCUGAGCUCUAUUUGGAUGAAACCACAAAGAACCGACCAAUCAAACUGCCAGCCACACAAAAUCCCAGGCAGCAACGAAGUCAGACGUUAGAUUGUCUGGAACGUAGAGAGAGAAUUACUCUUAACAGCUCUAGAAGGCUUGCCAACCCUGAGUAAAUUCCAUCCCCAUGUUCCAGAUACACAUGUUUUCUCCUGUUGCCAUUUAAAAGGUGGAACGAGGAAGUACAUACGAGCAGGCAUGAAAUCAAGCUCACCAGGGACUCUCUCCUCAACCAUGAACAUCCACUCCUCUCCCCCAUCUGAAGGGGCCCAGGACUGGUUCUAACUAAGGUGUUUCUGGGCAGGGAGGGAGGCUAGCUAGAGCUAUAAGGGGAGUCUGCAUGGUGGUUGUCUGCUGUGAUGUAAUCCUUAAGCUCUUCUGGAUAACAGGCCACACCCUGACUUUGCAGCUGCAAGAAUGCAAACCCACAUCUCCCCUAAACCCCACCCCCCCCCUUCAGGGUGAUGACACUACUGCACAACACCAGUGCUCUGUAGCUCAGAGAAAGAGGCCUUUUCAGAAAACUCCCAUUGCCAGACGAGUGUCUGCCAAUGAUGUCAUCCGACGAGAGAAGCCUGUUUGUUUUGUUUUCAUUCUUCUUCUCCCACCCAAACUCUAGCUACAUUGAAAGCUGCACAAAUAGAAAAACGGUCCAUCUCAAACUCCUCAGGCAUGUUGAGGUUGAGUCACGCGAUCAGUCGACACACCUCACUCCCUCAUUCUCUCAAAAGCGUCACAGCCCAUGCCUUCCCACUGCACUGUUGCUGCUCAGUCCGCACAAAGGUGGUAGCAAAGAUAUUUAUAACUAACCCAAGAUAGUUAAUCUGUGUCGUUUACAGUGGGAGCAAAUUAAGCAUAGUGGGCAGAACAACAAGGAAGUGGGCUAAGCAUGAGCUAGUGAGAUCCUAUUGGUGCGUUGUAGCAUAUAUUCCCAUUAGGGAACGCCUCCUCUGAAGUGCGCGUGUGCACAAACUCAAUUCGACCUUGCACUCCUUCUAAACAACGCAAUUUUUUGCGAAGCGUCAGGUCUAAAACUUAGUGCACUGUGUCCAUAACAGAUUCUAGUUUUGGGAACAGAAAUGUCGGCCCAGCUUUACCUAGUUCCAUCAUCUCUCACUACCCGAGACUUGACUUCCUCUCACUACCACAUUUCGUGGUGAGAACAUUCUAAACGUAUAGCCCCGUGCCGUGUCUGGGUUACCCCUUCUGUCUGUGGUGGUAGUGGUUGGAGUUGCCACUGGCAACCUGUUUCGACACAAACACAAAUAGUACAGCAGCCACAUUCAAAAGCUUAUGACCAGACUGAGUACUCAAAAGGGAUGAGGAAUAAUAAGAAUCAGUUUCUCCUAAUUGUAGCCCCCCCCCCCCAGGGGGUUUCUUUGCAGGUCAGUAUCUGUUCCUCAUUACAGUCGCAGAUGUCCCGUCCCCCGCCACCCUCUUAUUUUUCUUUUUUUGUUGUUGCAUAGCACACGUCUGCUAGAGUUGGAAAGAUGUUAGGGUUAUGCAGUUAAAUGAAGUGCUGUUGUAAGGCCUUAAUAAGCCUGCCAGCUACCUCUGAUGGCUGAAAACAGAUUUGAGUUAUUGUCUUAAGCGUUGUUUUGUCAUUUUCUUGUCGCUCUGUCUCCACUAAUGUGCAGAGCUGAUUCUUUCUACUACAUGACAGAAGAAUCAUGGCUGUUCUGUGAAUGCUCUGUGAUGAUGAUGCGCUGUCCUGAAUAGGCCUGAGGACUCUCUAGUGUCCCAAACGUGUGGUUCUCUGAUUGGCUUUUCUUCCUUCCUCCCCCUUUGUCCCCUACAGUACUCCCAGAAAGAGGACAAGUAUGAGGAGGAGAUCAAGAUCCUGACUGACAAACUCAAAGAGGUGAGAUUCCCCGGAAACACUUAUCACGAAGCUCUGAAUGGUUGACUGUCCAUACACACAGCAUUGCUGUGGUAUGUGCCUGUAUUGCUGUGGUGGGGGGUUUAAUAAACUUGUGAUACUUUCCCAUAGGCUGAAACCCGUGCUGAGUUUGCUGAGAGAUCAGUGGCCAAACUGGAAAAGACCAUUGAUGACCUGGAAGGUAGGACUCUCACUCUCCACAUUGUUGCAAUUCACAGGACUGUUAUAAGGUUUUAUAAACUGUACUCUCCCUCCUGUGCCCUCUCUCUGGCUUUCUUUCUCUCCAUCCUCCUUGAUGUACAUCUCUCCUCAUCCCUUUCUCCUCUCCCCUCUGUGCACCCACAGAUGAGCUCUAUGCACAGAAAUUGAAGUACAAAGCCAUUAGUGAGGAGUUGGACCAUGCCCUCAAUGACAUGACCUCCAUGUAAAUACUCAUUUAGAUGCCUGUGUGGUGUGGGUUGAACUGGAGUGUGCUAUUGCGUGUUAAUAACAGUAUGAUUCAGUAACAGUAUGCAGACUGUCAUAAGAGGAUGGAACAAGUUGAGUUGCUAGGGAACUAUUGUAGUGGAAUGGGCUCUGGUAGCCUUUGGAUGUUUGUGCUGGAAAAUGUAUCACACUAAACAAUGUAUUGAGGCAUAGCCUACCAUGUACACAUACUUUCAUGCAUCUACACCCAUGUAAACAUACCAUUUGUAUUCUCACUCUAGGGAUAGGCACAUUGUAGAUGGAUACAAGCAUACGGUAGCUACAAGUAAAUCUGCAGUGGUAGAAGAACAGAUCCAGAGACCUUGAGCUUUCCCCUUUUAUCUUUUCACUCACUUCUGCAAAGUUAGGAUGUGAGCUGUCACCUUGGCAACAGUACAACACAAGGCACAAACACUGAUACUUUGAUAUGUAGAUAUGGCUCACACACUAUCACAUGGGCCUACUUACACAAAGUUACCAUAUUUUUAUGGAAAUCAAUGCGUUUGACUCUAGUCUAGCUCAGGGAUUCCAUUUGAAGCUAUUGAGUUGCAGUGCGUGUGUAUGUUAUCUGCUUGGUUAGUUGGGCGAUUUUGUAUCAGUCUAAUUCAAUUACAAGUUUGAAUUUCCUAGUGUUCUACUGUAAUACACUUAAAGGCCAAUUCCGCCAUUUUUUAACAUCAUUCAUCAUCUCCAGCACCAAACCAGUGUCUACAUAUGUGAAAACAGCACGUUUCUAUGAUUUGUGGUUAAAAAGGUCCUAGAAAAAGUAUGCUUCUGACAUCACAGGGUAGGAUAAAUAAAAGCAAUUUUCAAAACCUGCAAUGAGUUUCUAGCCCAAGGGAGGGUAUUUGCUUGCUCUCCACGUCACCGUGAAUCUCAUUGUCUGAAAAAUCACUGUUUUUGAAAUGUUUAAACUUUUGAUGAUAUCAUCGGGUAGAACUUUAACAUUUUUAACAAAACGCGCCGUUUUUACAUAUGUUGACACUGGUAGUAUUGUGCUGGAGAUAAUGAAAACGAGGUUGAAAAAUGGUAGAGUUGCCCUUUAACUCCGGUCUUGCAUGGUGUGUUUUGGAGUUGCAUGGAUUGCAGGUUUGCUGUGCGUUUUACACCCCAUGAUAACAAUAACCAUGGUGUGUUAUUUGAAGUGUUAAAUUGCCAUUGCUCCAUCUCUGUAUUUCAGAUAAAUUGGACUCGUUAGAUUUCUGGAAAACCCAAUACACUCUGAAUUCGGUCUGCCUGAACUGCCACAACGGUUGCGCACUCUCUUCCUCCUCCUCUUUCCCCCUUUCCUUUCUAGAGAGAAAGAACCAUACCCUCCUCGUAGUCACCAGUGCCUGUCUCUUCCUAUCUCUCUCACUCUCUCUCUCUCCAUCUCCCUUUGUCAUUGGCACAGUUGCGGCCAGCACGCUGGCUGAGUUUCUGGGUUACUGUCUUCCUUUUUUUUUGUCCAUCUGUCUGGGCUCCUUUCCUAUCUGUACUGCACUGCUCGCCAUCUGACAAACCCAUGUUCACACACUCUGUAUUUGUGACUGUCUCUCUGUACCUAAUGAAGAGAGGGGGGAAAAGAAUGCCUUGGCUGUCUGUGCUCUCUGAGUUCACUGUCUGAGUUCACUGGUUUUUGGCUGUCCACACUGUCUGGGUUUCAUUGGUUUCACUCCACUAGGCAUUUUGGCAUGGAUUUGCAUCACCUGCGUCACCAAAGGUGGGUCAGUAUGGUCUGAUGCACCCCUCCCUCACGGAAAUUAAGGGUGAAAGCGGAUGUAUUCUGAUCAAGAAAAUGUUAUCACAAGCAUUAAUGUGGGCACAAUAAGCACUUAAAACCGGUAUGAAUGAAUGUUAGGCUAGAUUUUGCUGCAUUUGUUGAAUUUGCACCAAAGGCAUAACACCUUAAGACACAAAUAAUUGUUUUAAAUAUGUCCUGGUGAUCACUCAAAGAAGAUCCAGUCUUGCAGACCAGGUUUGUGUAAUCCUAGAUUACAGGUGUGGAACAGACCCUUACCCUUCUCUCACACUUUCACCUUUCACCCUUCUGAGUCACGUCUUAUAAGUGACCCAAAAGAGGAAAGCUCAAAACAGAUUUGCAGGUGAAGUAUUAUUAAAUUGUCAGAACUAAGUAUACAAAUGUGCAAAUAUAGCAUUUUUGCAUAUGUAAAAUAACCUAAAGAAGAUUACAAAAACAGAUGCUGGUAGCACGUUAACCUGGUCAGUGCACUAAUUAUUGAAAUUGUGCAAAUAUUGUAUUUUUGAUGUGACCUGACAUCAGGAACAUUUCUGCACGUUUAUGAUUUUUGAAAGUGUAGGUAAAUUCACUCUCACUCAUCCUUGUUACUGAAGCUGGAAAAGCCUGUAAUAAUGACUCGCUCAGUCAGUGUAGGUAUUCAAAACACAGUUAGUAUCAGUACACACAGCAUUGUCAUUGUACAGCUAAUGCAACAGUAAGUAGUUUGACAAGAUGCCUAAAAUGAAUUAUUACUAUUCAAUUACAUCAAAAUGACAUGCCUGUGGUUGCACAAAAUGAGUCGACUGAGCAAUGACUAUCAAAAUGCAAAAUAGGAACUUGGUAAUUUACAUAAAUCUACAGAAUUCAUCACACAUCCAUAACUAAAUAGACAACCCUUUAUUACUACCUUAUGUUUGCUAUCUUUCCAUAAAUGCAUUAGGGGUGGAACAGGGAUAAUAUUACCAUAGCAUACUUAUAUUAUAGCAUAAAAUCACGAUCACAAUAUUCAAUGGUGCCAUUUUGUAUAAAGGUACUGCUGAGAAUUUUGCAACAUGUUUUGAAAUGAAGACCAAUUAAUUAAUUGUUUUAAAAGUUAUAUUCUUAACAUCUGCAGUUCAAACAAUUAGUCACCCCACCACUGUUUUGGUAAAGGGAUGAGGCUGGAGAAAUGCAACCACCAUCAAAAUCAUAAGACUGAGCUAUGGACGCAAGGAGUGGCCGUCCAUGAUAUAAAAACCAUAGUUUUAACCAUGUUUUGAGGCUAUACAUUGUUUGUUUACAAUGACAUUGUUUGCAAACAAUGCAGUAAAACAAGCUUAUAUUUUGGGUUCUGAUGGGGUAGGCCAGUUCUACUAUGCUCAGGAGGCAUUCAUAAGUUAUAUUCUUCAAGAAUCAAUGGGUUUAGCCUAUAUCAGUCCCAAACAAUAUAUGUAGAAAUCGCAGAUUGACAGUUUUAAUGCUUAGUCUAACAUUGUCAUAAAGUCUUGGUAUAUCGAUAUCAUCCACUUCUCAUUCAGCCAUUCCAUAAAGAAAUCACAAGACCCACAACUGUAAAAUAAAGUUGUGUAUCAAAUUUAGCUGAAAAGGCAGGUUACCUACAAUUCAGCAGAUAUACAGUGCAUUCGGAAAGUAUUCUGAACCCUUGACUUUUUCCAUAUUUUGUUACGUUACAGCCUUAUCCUAAAAUUGAUUUAAAUAUUUUUUUCUCAUCACUCUACACACAGUACCCCAUAAUGACAAAGUGAAAACAGGUUUUUAGAAAUGUUUGCUAAUGUAUAAAAAAAAAAAACUGAUACCUUAUUUACAUAAGUAUUCAGACCCUUUGCUAUGAGACUCGAAAUUGAGCUCAGGUGCAUCCUGUUUCCAUUGAUUAUCCUUGAGAUGCUUGAUUGGAGUCCACCUGUAGUAAAUUUAAAUUGAUUGGACAUGAUUUGGAAAGGCACACACCUGUCUAUAUAAGGUCCAACCGUUGACAGUGCAUGUCAGAGCAAAAACCAAGCGAUGAGGUCGAAGGAAUUGUCCGUAGAGCGCCGAGACAGGAUUGUGUCGGCACAGAUCUGGGGAUGGAUAACAAAGCAUUUGGGCAGCAUUGAAGGUCCCCAAGAACACAGUGGCCUCCAUCAUUCUUAAAUGGAAGAAGUUUGGAACCACCAAGAUUCUUCCUAGAGCUGGCCGCCCGGCCAAACUGAGCAAUCGGGGGAGAAGGGCCUUGGUCAGGGAGGGGACCAAGAAGCCGAUAGUCACUCUGACAGAGAUCCAGAGUUCUUCUGUGGAGAUGGGAGAACCUUCCAGAAGGACAACCCAUCUCUGCAGCACUCCACCAAUUAGGCCUUUAUGGUAGAGUGGCCAGAUGGAAGCCACUCCUUACUAAAAGGCACAUGACAGCCCGCUUGGAGUUUGCUAAAAGGCACCUAAAGGACUCUCAGACCAUGAGAAACAAGAUUCUCUCUUUGGCCUGAAUGCCAAGAGUCACAUCUGGAGGAAACCUGGCACCAUCCCUACGGUGAAGCAUGUUGGUGGCAGCAUCAUGCUGUGGGGAUGUUUUUCAGCGGCAGGGACUGGGAGACUAGUCAGGAUCGAGGGGAAAGAUGAACGGAGCAGAGCGAUCCUUGAUGAAAACCUGCUCCAGAGCGCUCAGGAUCUCAGACUGGGGCAAAGGCUAACCUUCCAACAGGACAACGACCCUAAGCACAACAGCCAAGACAACGCAGUCGCGGCUUCGGGACAAGUCUCUGAAUGUCCUUGAGUGGCCCAGCCAGAGCCUGGACUCUGGAGAGACCUGAAAAUAGCUGUGCAGCAAUGCUCCCCAUCCAACCUGACAGAGCUUGAAGAUCUGCAGAGACAAAUGGGAGACUCCCUAAAUACAGGUGUGCCAAGCUUGUAGCAUCAUACCCAAGAAGACUCGAGACUAAUCACUGCCAAAGGUGCUUCAACAAAGUACUGAGUAAAGGGUCUGAAUACUUAUGUAAACGUGAUAUUUCAGUUUUUAUUUAAAAUACAUUUGCAAACAUUUCUAAAAACCUGUUUUUGCUUUGUCAUUAUGGGGUAUUGGGUAUAGAUUGAGGGGGGGGAAACAAUUUAAUCCAUUUUAGAAUAAGGUUGUAACAUCACAAAGUGGAAAAGUUCAGGUCUGAAUGCUUUCCGAAUGCAGUGUAUGUGUGUCUGUAAACGUUUAUUAUAAAAUGUAUAUUAGGCUACAUUCUUGUAGGCAAUUUAAGUAAAUCAUUAGCAAAUGAUUUAUGUUUCCAUCCAGGGGAUAACUACUGCCCCCUCUCAUUUAAGCAACAGAAGUUAAAAGAUGACCGCGGUACUCCAGGGAUUGUUAGCAGAAAACAGGAUCCCCCAUUUAUAGUAAAUGGAAAUCUUCGCGUAAAUAAUAAAUAAUGGUACCAAUAAUUGCUUCUAAUACACCAGAUGUGUUAUUUUAAAAUUGCGCACAGAACAUUUUAGUUGCUAAUGGCAGCCUGCACUACCCCGGGUGGCCUUCAACUUGAGUUACUCAAUGAGGGGGGGCAGCACUGAGCUAGCCUGCAACGUCACUUCCUGGAGUAGCUCUAACUGCGCAUGUUAUGUCUCAAUGAGACGCCAUCUUAACUGACUUCAUUAGAUGUACUUUUGAGUCUUCACAUAGGAAUGAAUGGUGUCACGUGAUUGAUGGCUUUGUCCAUUUAAUAUAUACAGUCAUUGUUUCCAUCUAAUGCACCAUGACUGUGUGCUACUGAUAGUUAGAAAUAUAAUUAGGUUGGCUACAAAAAUUUAAGCAGAAGCUGGCUGAGUGAAUACAUUUCUAGCAUGCUUUUACAAAUAUUUUUCUUGUUCAAGCCAGCUAAGAUUUCAUGGAGGGUCUCUUACCAGUUUAAUAAAAUAAGUUUUGGCAACAUUGGCUAGUAAAUUACCGAUCUAAAGUUGUGAUGAAUACCAAAUAAAGCUUAAUGUUGAGAAACUUAGAGAUGAUAGCUAUACUAGCAUAUCAACCAAUAUGCUGUUAAUUAAAUAGUCAUACAAAUGUAACACUUGCUGUCCCAUGCAGGCAGGACAAAACAAAACAUGUUCAUAGUGAGAAAAAGAAAAAACCCACUACUGUUGUACUUUCUUACACUAGCACAUGGACUUGUCUUUUCUGACUAGCACUGAUUUUGCUGAUCGCUGCUUUGUGGUUGUCGUACUUAGCUACCUUAAGUUGACAGGCUUGACUACUGUAUGAGCAAGAAAGCCAUUGAAAGCCAUUGAUUUAACUGCAAAACAUACAGAAUGCUGCAGCACGGGUACUGACCAAGACCAGACGGAGAGCACACAUUACACCGGUUUUAAGGUCUUUGCACUGGCUGCCUGUGUUUUUUAGAAUACAUUUUAAGAAUCUUCUAUUGGUUUUUAAGUCAAUCCACGAUUGUGCACCCCAAUACAUGUCAGACAUGCUUUUAAGUUAUGUACCCAGUAGGUCCCUCAGGUCCUCUGGCACUGGCCUUUUUUUAACUAUCCCAAAGCCUAGGACCAAGAGGCAUGGAGAGACAGCUUUUAGUUAUUAUGCCCACAGCCUCUGGAAUAACCUGCCAGAGAACCUGAGGGGGGGCUGAAACUGUGGACAUAUUUAAACAUAUUUUUAGCUUUGCUUUUCCUUAGGGUGCUUUUUAGUUGCUCUGGAUAAGGAUGUCUGCUAAAGGCCUAAAUUGUAAAUGUAGCUGCUAGAAAAGUGUAGCUGACAGGUCAGACUUAUUUUUAUUAAAUGUUUUAAUGUUAGUAUGAGUAGAUCACGCCAUGUUCUCGCUCUGUCAGAGAUAAAUAAGGCAAUACAGUAGCUCGGGCUGUGUUAGUUUCAAGGUGAUUUAUACUGUAGUUAAAUAGGGAAUUAUUCUCUAGUGAUACCAAACCUCCACAAUGUAUAGCAUACAACAUGGCUCUCUUUACUCUAUGGAGACCUUGUGAGUUAUGAGGAUCUGUCAUAGAAUUCACCUUAAUAGUCACCCCGGGUUUUGUUCUACAGAUUAAGUCUUACAUAUUUGGUUCUGUCACUCUAUAGAGAAGUUGUAUUCAAAUGUUAUGGUUUGGUGUAAGUUCCCCUUUUGAGGUACUGCUAAAAUAUCUGUUGACCCAUGGUAUUAUGGGGGAUCUCCAACUUCAAUAUCUGACCAGUUGCUAUACCAUGUUGUGGCUUGUGGAGUUGCAGAAAUGCAGUUUCUGAGUUACAGAAAUAGAGAGUAAAUGAGGGCUACAAGGUAUAUUGUUUUCAAAGUAGUCAUGUACUGAUUUUAUGCUAUCAGGAGGUUUUGUCAUGUGGAUUGAGAUGGUUUAGCCCUUGAUGUUGCGCCAUUGCUCCACUAUAGUGUAGUAGACAUCUUGACAAAACUCAAACACCACUUUAACAUCUCAAUGUCUUGCCUCUUACGUCCUCAUCUCACCACCAGGAGGAUCCUUAUCUUACAUUCAUUCAUUCUCUUUGUGUGUGAUUUACAGAUGCGCUAGCCAACGCCAAGGAGGAGAAUGUCAACAUCCAUGCCACCCUGGACAAGACCCUGGAGGACCUCAACAGCUUCUGAGUGGCUACUGGAGCUGCGGCCUGGCCCUCCUCUUCACCACCACCUCUUAUCGCUCCACCCCCUCACCUCUGGUCCUGUCUCUCUGUCUGUGCUGGCUGACUGUUUAGCAAGGGGGGUGGGGGGGCUGUUCAUUGUUUUUGGUGAAGGUAGCACUUUCUUCAGUCCACACCUAGCCAAACGUGUUUCCCCAGUAGACCAAAAUGGCUGACCGCCUCUCCCACAUUCCACCCCAGUAUCUGCGGAUGCUCUCCUGAUGAGCAUCCCCUUUUUUUGUAGCCUCUCUUCAUAGCAAUCUUUUAGUCUCAAAACGGCAACAUUUACUGAAGCACCCACGUCUUAAGUGUUAAUCACAGGUUUCUAAUUUGACACAUUCCAGCUUAGGCGUGUGAUUUACGUGUUUUGAGGCGACUCCUAUUAUCUUUGGCUGCUAGCUGUUUAGCUGUAAGCGUUUAAAUACUUUGAGUCUUUUCUCUCCUGUUCUGAUAACAACCCUUGUUACGGGGAUAUUUGGUGUCCACUGGGACACAUAGGAAGGUGGCGAGGGUAACAACUCUUACAACUUAUGACUCCCUUUGGAAUGGGACCACCAUUUUGAUCAUUAACUCUCUCCUGUUAUCCCCCAUCUGAACCACUUGCCCUACCAACAUAUCGCCUCAAACCACUCACCCUCUGCUGGAAUAUCCCUACACAAGCACUGCUUUUCUACUGUGCCAAUGCCCAGAGGGUCCACAACUGUGCUACCUUUUGUCAAGUAUUUUGUGUUCAUUUACAAGUAUGGGCUGGGGGUGACAUGUUUAUUUCUUAUAAGGGAGAAGUGUUUUGUUUAGUUGCAUGGCAUUUGUAUUUUGUUUUAUAUGGAGCCAUUUUCCAAAAAGGGCCAUUAUCACAAGUUACUGUAAACUGAACGGUUUGUUUUGCAGUUAUCUUCCCACUUAAAGAUCAGGAAAUUGAAUUGUGAAUGAGUCUUAGUUCAUUGAAGGGAUAUGUGUCGUAUAGCUUCAGACAGAAUUGGACGCAGAUAUUCUAGCCAAUUGCAGCCUUAGUCCUCUAAGCUAAUUGUUAAUUUUCCCGAUAAGAUGUAGGGGAGGGGAGUGAUCAGCCAAUCACUACGCAUUCCACUGCCAAAAUGGAAGCAUAGGGGCCAAUGAGGAGGGAUAGGGAGAAGGGACACAAGGGUAUUAAACCUCUUAUCAAUAUAGAUUAUUAAACUAUUUUUUUCUGCAAAUGAAGUGAACUGCAAACCUUAUAAAAUUAAUAAAGAAAUAAAAAGUAAAGUAUUGCAUCAAGUUUAACUGGAACUUUUCACUCGACGCUAAGGGUGUAAACAUUGUGUUACCAGUAAUGUUUUCAUUGUAAUAAUCAUGACACAAAAAUGGACACAAUUUAAAAAAUAAAGGACCAUGAUUCGUAUUGACAUUACAAAAUAUUUUUUUAAAUGUUGUUCAGUUUGUCACACAACACUUAAAUAUAGGUGCUGCUCUUGAGGUAAACUCCAAACUCGUAAUUUUUUUAUUGAGAGGAGUGCUAUGGAGCUGCUUGUUUAAAAUGUGAACAUUGAUUCCCUCAUGUCUACUUUAAAAUGUUUUAUGAACUAACAUUUACCCUGCUAUUAGAUCAUUGAUCAUGUCUGUGUCUAGUACGUUUCAUUCUGUUGAAUGGGUGUGUAAUGCAGUAUUUUGCUAAUUUGACCAUGGGUCAACGUAUGUGCACUUUCCUGGUUUCCAGUUAAUCUUCUAGCCAUUUAGAACUAAAACUCUACUUGCUAGUAACCCAGUUAAUAACUAUGUUACAAUCUAAGACUCUAAAAACGAAAUGACACAUGGCACAAUAUAAGACUGACAUGACACUUACACAAGUACAGAUUAAGUCAACAUCUGCACAUUGGGUCUUGGUGAAAUUUGCCUCCUGUGUUGUGAGGACAUCACUAAGUACAGGUAACUGCCAAAAUAAAG